Molecule: messenger RNA, 514 nt
Organism: Siniperca chuatsi (mandarin fish)
Lineage: Eukaryota; Metazoa; Chordata; Actinopteri; Centrarchiformes; Sinipercidae
Gene: rpl27a
Product: ribosomal protein L27a
Exons: 5
Coding region: 19-468 (149 amino acids)
Biological process (GO): translation
Cellular component (GO): cytosolic large ribosomal subunit; ribosome
Molecular function (GO): structural constituent of ribosome
Source: RefSeq, a predicted model, not a curated record
GUGGCUUCUCCUGGGCCCAUGGCUCCUACCAAGAAAACCAAGACCAGGAAGCUCCGAGGACACGUCAGCCACGGACAUGGUCGCAUUGGCAAGCACAGAAAGCAUCCUGGAGGUCGUGGUAAUGCUGGUGGUAUGCAUCACCACAGAAUUAACUUCGACAAAUACCAUCCGGGGUACUUUGGUAAGGUGGGUAUGAGACACUACCACCUGAAGAGGAACACAACCCACUGCCCCACCAUCAACCUGGACAAACUGUGGACGCUGGUGAGCGAGCAGACCAGGCUCAACUAUGGCAAGAAGCCCGAAGGACCCGCCCCCAUCAUCGAUGCUGUGCGCGCUGGUUACUACAAAGUUCUGGGCAAAGGCAAGCUGCCCAAGCAGCCUGUGAUCGUCAAGGCCAAGUUCUUCAGCCGACGUGCCGAGGAGAAGAUCAAGGCAGUGGGAGGAGCCUGCGUGCUGAUGGCAUAAUGCUCCUGUCAGUGUGUUUUUGCAAAAAUAAACUGUAUAAAUGGGA